AUGGACACCGCCUUCUCCUCAGGUCGCUCAACGCCGCUGCACUGGGACGACUGCGACGAUGAGAAUGACCCUUGCGACGAGGUGGCCGAGUUUCUCGAUGAGGACGACGAGCUGCAGGCGUUGCAACACAAGUCGGCGGCCAACUUGCAGCUGCAGCUUUCAGGGACCGGUUCGACCAAGUUGAGCACGGCAAAUUCGGCGACCGUGGCCGCCGUGCAAAAUUCAACGCUGGCGGCGCUGCUCAACAAUCCUUGCCUGCCGCCGACGCCGCCGUCCUCGCAGUGCGGCUCCGACUCGGAGACUCAGAGGAAUCCCUCGCUAGAGAUCCUCACCAACUCUCAUUCCCCCACUACCACCACUACCACUUCAUCAUCUUUAAAUUCAACGCCGAGGAAGAAGUCAAACAAGAACGCAACCAGCAACAGUGGUGGUGUUGGUGGUGGUGGCAGUGGGCACACCAGCGCCUCCUCCAGCGGCGCCAGCAGCCCCAGCGGCGCCGGUUGCGGCGCUGGUGGUGGUGGUAGCAUGCAGGCGCUGAUAUCGAUUCAACCAAAGAAUGCAAUUCACGGCACUGCUGUAAUUCUCACCGAAGAGGAGAAGAGAACGCUGAUCGCCGAGGGCUACCCCAUUCCGCAGCGCUUUCCGCUGACCAAGAGCGAGGAGCGGUCGCUGAAGAAGAUCAGGCGGAAGAUCAAGAAUAAGAUCAGCGCCCAGGAGUCCCGUCGGAAGAAGAAGGAGUACAUGGAGGAGCUGGAGCGCAGGGUCCAGGUACUUGACUCAAGGGUACGCGAGCUGGAGAAGGAAAAUAAGGUCCUCCGGCAGAUGAAGAUGGAGCACUGA
Rhagoletis zephyria (snowberry fruit fly) is the source of this 840-nucleotide messenger RNA. The record is from RefSeq and is a predicted model, not a curated record. NCBI's taxonomy places the organism in Eukaryota, Metazoa, Arthropoda, Insecta, Diptera, Tephritidae.